ACUAAGGGUCGAGAAUCACGGACGAGUGAAAUUGAAGUGGGUACCUUGUUCACGAGUAGUUUCUCCAUUCGAGUCCAUGGAGGACAAGUCCAUUCCGGUAUUUCCAAAAGUUGACGUUCGCAACACUUAGCAACGAAAGUCCUGUUCUUAAAAAUGGCGGUCCACCGCGGGUAUAACACUACUGAAAUCAAAUCUAAACCAAGUGAUACAGUCAUAAGAAGGAGACGUAGACAGUCUUUUAAAAUCCAAAAGAACAUAGAUGAUGACGUGCUUAUGGCCUCAGCGAUCGGUGAUGUAACCUGGCUUCAACAAAGCCUCUAUGAUACACGGAAGGCAUAUUCUGUUUCCAUCGAACACGGUCUUGCUCCAAUUCACCUUGCUGCACAGAAUGGACAGCUUGAAUGCCUUAAAGUUAUGAUAGAAAGAUAUAAAGUAGAUGUGAAUUUUCAAAGUGCGUCUGGAUGGACACCACUUCAUUUAGCAAUUAACAAGUCAACAAAGAAAAGAGGCUUGAGAUGUGUACAAUAUCUUUUGCGGAAAGGUGCAGAUCCUUCAAGGCCGACCAAGGCAGGAAUCACUCCAGUGCAUCAGGCAGCCAGUGAAGGACAUGUAAAAUGCCUGCAGGAGUUGAUCAAAUCUGGUGCAACGAUCAACGCUGUCGACGGAAACGGUCACACUCCUAUGUCUUUAGCGCGUGUGUGGGGCCAUAGGGAAUGCGCACGCAUUUUAGCCAAUCAACAGUGGUAUUUGGACAAACAACAGUAUUUGAAAGAAAAACUGGAAAAGGAACAAAAAGCCAAACAGAUGGAGGAAGAAAUGCAAAGACUGAGCCUUAUUCGCCUUGCAGAGGGUAAACACGAGAGUCAGUUAGCUUAUCAGCGAUGGCUCACUGAGAAAGGGAUUCCAGACAUUGGGACCAGGUAUGGACCUCUCUCCUCUGAGGACAGGAAGACUGUAGAAGAAAUGCGAGCUUCACAGUCAUUACGUCCAACUCCUGCACCCAUGCUAACCGAGUCGUCAAUCGUUGUUCGAUCAAAGACGGAAUAUGACUAUUUCGAUGGCGCGCCAUUGUUUGCUUCGAGUAGACCAACAGAUCACCAUGAUCACGACUUUGAUAGAAAACUUGACUUAAUUCCGCUCGAGAGAAUCUCUGCCUCCAAGAGGAGGAAAGGGCAAAGAACGGAGGGUCUGCGGCCUAAUAGGUCUCGGACGGUUGUAAGAUAAGAAAAAAAGAUGUUUAUAUUUUCGCUAAUUUUCAAUGACCUGAGGGUAAAAAAAUAUUCGCAAUGUCAAAUGAGCUUCAUAAACUGAUAUUUAGUACACUUUUGCAAAGUCAACAACCGAAAUCCUAGGGAUGACAUUUAACUUUUUUUGCGGAUGAGGUACUUAUAUCGAAAAUAGAUUUCAAAAUUUUCUUGGGGAGGAUGGCCCCAGGCCUCCCUACAAACUCUCGCCCCGGCCAGUUAAAGAUACAAGUAGGCCCUGCCGUCCCUGAAAAGUUAGUAACCCCCUCUCCUAGCUUCCCUCUCGUUUCCUCUGACGUUCAUUGAGAAACCAUAUCCUCUCUGUCUUGAUAUUGUAACGAGACGUUGCUUGAACAUCAUUCUGUGGAGUAGAGGGGUUGGAAGAAUAAAAGCACUUCAUUUACUCACAACACCAAAUAUGAAUUAAUUAAUCAAAAAGUGCAAAAGCGGAGAAAAUUUGGUCGAAUUGUUAACGAUCAUUGUUGCCGUUUCGGCUUAAGUUUUUGAGAGGCACAAACAUUAAUGCGUACACGUGGCAUCGCCAGAGCAAAUUAUGAUAUAAAUGGAGUGAAGGUGUAAAGGGACGAAAAAACACGAAAGAAAGAGAAAUGAGGUGACUCGUAGACUACCCUGAAACAGAACGUAUUUUUCGCAAAUAAGAACGUUUUAUGAAAUACAUCACAAAGUCAUCUGUUCUUACCAUUUUGAUAUUGCAAAUCCAAAUUGUUUAAAUUCGAUUUUAUUUUUUAUAUUUUUAGAGGUGAGUUUGAAAUUACAACUAACUGACCCUGGUCUUAAAUAAUUACGUCUGUCGGCCAAUUGUCUCAGCUCCCAGAAUCCCCCACUGUGCCGUCGAGGUGAUGAAAGGUGCCAACCCUCUAACUAGGUUUUAACCUACAUGCUAAACAUUCCCUCAGGGACUAUUUUUAAAUAGUCCCCGAGGGAAUGUUCAGCAUGUCCGGUUGACAGUCCAAAGGAGCAUGGGAGAGCCCCAGUCCUAACGUUGGUUGGAAAAGUAACAAAGUACCUGCCUGUACAAUCAACAAACAGUUCUGGCGGAAUUUCACAGUACACAGGUUUCAUUUAUAAUUUGGUUCCUUCUGUAGAGAGACGCCAUCGGACAUAUCUUUAGACGUUUUAGUGUGUAGUAUCGCCGAGUUGUGCCCUACUGUUGACAAGCCCGUUGAUCCAGCGAUACUGCACACCAAAACUGGCUAAUAAGUUAUUUAUUAUCCAACUAAUUUAUUUCACGAGCGUUCCUUUGGAACAACUCACGCAAGUGCGGCUAAGGUUCCUUUUACAGAAUAACCAAUUGUCCAAACAGCAGUACAAUAUCGCGGGUUAUUUGGAAUCGAUUCGCGCCUUACAUGUACUCUUCUUAUGAUAGUUAGGCUAUGUAACUCGGUAUCGACCUUAGGCCAGGCUCGGUCCUGGGCUAUUGAUAGUUAAAGUAUUUCACAACUUCGUUAUUAUAAAGGUCCAUAUUUCCCUUUUCUCACGAUUUCAGCUCCACCAACUUAUUUAGGCAUUACAAGUUCAUGUCAAGAAACAAGGGAAUUUCAAACAACCUGUAGCAAAUACUAGACUUUCUUAUCCUGCUUUCACUUUGCAAAUGGAAAGAAAUGAAUUUACAUUAGCCACGAACUGGUUUAUCUACUAGUUUUACUGAAAAUUUUUUCAAUUUUUCGAACUAAUGCAGCAUUAUACCCGAAUUGGUUUCCACUUCCUCACGACUGAACCUGAUUUCCCAAUUAGCCCCCAAUCACAAUAUGGCGCCAGCAACAUCAGCUAGGU
Stylophora pistillata is the source of this 3038-nucleotide messenger RNA. RefSeq lists its product as uncharacterized. Gene Ontology annotation, biological process: positive regulation of microtubule polymerization; regulation of mitotic spindle organization; mitotic metaphase chromosome alignment. Gene Ontology annotation, cellular component: spindle pole. Gene Ontology annotation, molecular function: protein binding. NCBI's taxonomy places the organism in Eukaryota, Metazoa, Cnidaria, Anthozoa, Scleractinia, Pocilloporidae. The record is from RefSeq and is a predicted model, not a curated record.